Molecule: messenger RNA, 302 nt
Organism: Funneliformis geosporum
Lineage: Eukaryota; Fungi; Glomeromycota; Glomeromycetes; Glomerales; Glomeraceae
Source: the annotation of a GenBank genome assembly
ACGCACUAUUCAUGGAAGCGAAAGUGGCUAGAAGAAAAACAAACAUAAUGAUCGACACAGGCGCAGUAAGGAACGCUGUAUCGAAAAGUUUCCUAGAUGAAAUUGGAUUGGAAAUUGAUGGACCGUCUGAUAGAACCCUGAUUGGAAUAAGCGGAAAAAUCACAACACCAUUAGGAGUCAUCCAUCAACUUUCAAUCAAAAUAAAUACAACAAUUUGGAAGGUUGAAGCUGCGGUCAUGGACUCUGAGGCUUACUCAGUGAUCCUAGGAAAUGAAUGGGUUGUGCAAGUGAACGCAAAAUAG